Bipolaris zeicola 26-R-13 is the source of this 216-nucleotide messenger RNA. RefSeq lists its product as uncharacterized. The transcript has a single exon. Bases 1 to 216 code for a protein of 71 amino acids. The record is from RefSeq and is a predicted model, not a curated record. NCBI's taxonomy places the organism in Eukaryota, Fungi, Ascomycota, Dothideomycetes, Pleosporales, Pleosporaceae.
AUGUUGCAGCCACCUGUACCCUUCUUGCCUUUUUUCUUUUCCUCGCUCUCUGAAUUUUCUCUCCAACUUCCUGCUUUCUCAAAGUCUGCCUCAGCUCUUCUCCAACACACCAACUCUUUCCCAAGCUCUCUUACUACCCCAACUCAUUUUCUACUACCCCAACUUGCCAAUCACGGCAUUGAUCUAGGAGGAGUCUGCACCCCCGCCCCGUGCUGA